AUGAACUUCACCUUCCCGCGGUUCAUACUCCAGACUUCAACAACCUUAAGAAACCAUGGUUAUAUACUUUUUUCUCCCCCCCACAGAAAAAAUUAUUCUGCAAUUACACUCUCCUCAUCUACAAAGUCAGGUGAAGAAACACUAUUGGUAGUUGGUGGUGGAGCUGCUGGAACGUAUGGUGCCAUUAGGGCUAAAACUGUUGCUCCUCAUCUUAAAGUUAUUGUCAUUGAGAAAGGGAAGCCAUUAUCAAAGGUUAAGAUUUCCGGAGGUGGACGAUGCAAUGUGACAAAUGGGCAUUGUGCUGACAAUAUGAUUUUGGCAGGAAACUACCCAAGAGGUAAGAAAGAACUGCAAGGAUCAUUUUUCAAUAUGCACAGCCCAAUGGAUACUAUGUCAUGGUUUACCGAUCGUGGUGUUGAACUGAAGACUGAAGAUGAUGGAAGAGUAUUUCCUGUCAGUAACAGUUCAUCUACGGUAAUAGAUUGCCUCAUGUCUGAAGCAAAGAAGAGAGGGGUUUUGCUGCAGACUGGCAAAACUGUUACAAGUGCAUCGAUAGCUGGUGGGAAAUUCUUGGUCAAAAUUGAAAAACGCACUGUUGAUUAUAUGGAAUAUGUUGAAGCUGAUUACCUAUUGAUUGCUAGUGGGAGUAGCCAGCAGGGUUAUCAUCUUGCUACUCAACUUGGCCAUUCUAUAGUGACACCUGUUCCCAGUUUAUUCACUUUCAAGAUUGACGAUUUACAGUUAGCAGAAUUGUCUGGGGUUUCUUUUCCUAAAGUGAGAGCAAAAUUGAAGCUAGAAAAUGUUCAAAAGAACAUACCCGAGCUGACUCAGGUUGGGCCAAUGUUAGUAACACAUUGGGGAUUUAGUGGGCCCGUGAUUCUUCGGUUAUCUGCUUGGGGAGCUCGUCAUCUCUCAGAUUCAUAUUACAAAGGGACACUUCUCGUGGAUUUCGUUCCCGAUCUGCACAUAGAAUAUGUGAAGAAAGUUCUUAUCCAGCAUAAAAAUCAAUUUGUGAAGCAAAAAAUUAUCAAUUCGUUUCCUUCAGAAUUCAGCCUCGUGAAGAGAUUUUGGAGAUAUAUAAUAGGACGUGAGGAUAUAGGAGAUCUUUUGUGGGCUUCCGUUUCCAACAAUGUAUUAAUAUCAAUUGCUUUUCAGCUAAAGAAUUGUUCUUUCAUCGUGAAAGGGAAGGGACAAUUCAAGGAUGAAUUUGUCACUGCAGGCGGCGUUCCAUUGUCCGAGAUAUCUCUGAACACAAUGCAGAGCAGGAUCCAGCCACAUCUAUUCUUUGCUGGGGAGGUACUGAAUAUUGAUGGUAUAACUGGAGGCUUCAAUUUCCAGAAUGCUUGGUCGGGUGGAUAUAUUGCAGGAACAACUAUCGGCAACCUGGCAAUGGCUGCUAAUCUGGACGAAGCAGCAUUAUAG
Fraxinus pennsylvanica is the source of this 1422-nucleotide messenger RNA. The record is from the annotation of a GenBank genome assembly. NCBI's taxonomy places the organism in Eukaryota, Viridiplantae, Streptophyta, Magnoliopsida, Lamiales, Oleaceae.